UAAAUUACAUAAGCUCAACUUAUAUAUUUUAAUUUCGAGUGUAUGUGUAUAUAAAAGUGUACAUAGUGUUUGUUUAAUUUAAUAUUUGGAUGCUGACGGUGGAUAAAAGCUGUACAGGAAAUCGAGAGAUGAAACGUAAAAGGUGCAGGUGUAACGUCGCUCAGUGACGUGUCCGGUGUCCGCAAUGAGCGCUGACGUCACCACAAUGCUUCACGUCCUCUUCUGUCUUCUUUCGCUCUCUCUGCACAGGAACUUAGCGUUCGUCCUCGACAAACAGAACCCAUACUCACAGUUUCGAAAAUGGAACGCCGGACUCAACGGAACUUUGGAACUCGAGUUCAAGACAGAUCAACCAAAUGGGUUACUUCUGUACACUGACGAUGGUGGAACUUACGACUUCUUUGAAUUAAAAUUGGUGAAUGGAGCUCUGAGAUUGAGAUAUAAUUUGGGUGGGGGAGCUCAAAUAAUAACGGUCGGCAACAAUCUGAAUGAUGGGCACUGGCAUAAAGUUCAGGUUGCCCGACGUGACGAGCACACGUCUCUUACGGUGGACGGCGUGACGCAGAGCAAGACGUCACGCGGCAAAGAAUACGUAUUCGGCAAGUUCGCCUCCAACUCAGAUGUCUUCGUUGGAGGCAUCCCGCCAUCAUACAACACAAAGUUAACGGCGUUAGCGCUUCCGUCCGUAAUCUUCGAGCCCAAGUUCCGAGGGUCUGUGAGGAACCUGGUAUACUCAGAUCUGCCCGGACAGCCACCGCGGAGACAGGAGCUGCGGCACUCCAGGGAUUUAAAGUCGUCUCGGGUGAGCAACGCGAGCGGUGACGCGUGUGAGCGCCGUGACCCCUGCCAGCACGGCGGGGUCUGCAUCAGCACUGACAACGGCCCCAUCUGUGAAUGCAGGGAUGAGGAUUAUGAGGGCGCCUUCUGUGAGAGAGACAAGGCGCCGUCGGAGGCGACGUUCCGUGGCGCCGAGUUCCUCUCGUACGACCUGACGCAGACCGGGGGCGAGCCUAUCGUUAGCGCGCAGGAUGCCAUCUCUCUGUACUUCAAGACGCGACAGCCUAAUGGACUUCUCUUCUAUACAGGUCAUGAAGCAGACUAUCUGAAUUUGGCCGUACGAGACGGAGGACUAUCACUGACAAUGGGCCUUGGCAACGGCAAGCAGGAGAUGCAUAUCAAACCGGCGAAAACGAGAUUCGACGAUCAUCAGUGGCACAAACUUACUGUAAGAAGACGAAUACAAGAGAUUACGCCGUUUACAAGCUUUUGUCGGGUGUCGGCUGUGGUGGAUGACGUAUACUCGGAACAUUCCCACGUGGCAGGCUCCUUCACAAUGCUGGCCAGCUCCAGGGCUCAUGUGGGAGGCUCGCUAAAUGCUAGAGCUUUGCCCGGUGCUAGAGUUCAUACAAACUUCAUCGGCUGCUUGAAAAAAGUGGAGUUCUCAGCAGAUACUCUGCGACUUAAUCUGAUAGAUUUAGCGCGCACGGGCAGCAAGCUGAUAGCUGUGACCGGCCGGCUGGAGUACGCCUGCACCGCUACAGACUCCGCAGACCCCGUUACAUUCAGUACGAGGGAUGCGCAUUUGAUUUUACCAAAAUGGGAGGCGGUGAAGACAGGAACGAUAUCAUUCAAGUUCAGAACGAAUGAACCGAACGGUUUGAUACUGUUCAACAUGGGCGCGAAGCCACCAAGGGCGGAUCUCUUCGCUGUGGAGAUGCUGAAUGGCUACAUAUACGUCCACGUGGACCUGGGUUCCGGCGGUGUGCGUGUCCGCGCCUCACGACGUCGCGUCGACGACUCACACUGGCAUGAAUUUCUGCUCCGAAGGACUGGGAGGGACGGGAGAGUGACUGUUGAUGGAGCUAACGCUGAGUUUAAGACGCCUGGUGAAUCUAACCAGUUGGAACUAGACGGGCCUUUGUUUGUCGGUGGCCUGGGAUCCGAGUACUCCGCGUCUAGGACUCCGCCUGCGCUGUGGACGGCGGCGCUGCGACAAGGAUUCGUUGGUUGCAUCCGAGAUUUGGUGCUCAACGGCAAACCACAGGACCUGACGGCUUAUGCGAGACAACAGGAUUCUGCGUCGGUGCGUCCAGCGUGCCACGUGCUGAUGAAACAAUGCGUGAGCUCACCCUGUCAGCACGGCGGAGUUUGCUCCGAGGGCUGGAACCGGCCGCUGUGCGACUGCUCCUCUACCAACUACGCCGGACCUACGUGUGGAAGAGAAUCAGCAACAAUGUACCUGAAUGGGAGCCAGCACCUGACGGCGGCGCUGGGGCCGGAGCACGUGACGCAAACGGAGGAGCUGAUGUUGCGGUUCCGCACGAGCAAGGCCGGCCUGCUGCUGCGCACCGCUGCCGAUCACUCCGCAGACAGGAUUGAGCUGGCGGUUGCCGCGGGCAGGGUGCGCGCCAGCGUUCGGCUCGGGGAUAGGGAAAAGAAUCUGUUAGCGGGUUCUAACGUGGCGGACGACACGUGGCACACAGUUCGCUUCUCCCGGCGCGCGUCCAACCUGAAGCUGCAGGUGGACGCGGGCCCCGCCGUGCGCGGUACGUUAUCUGAAACGAUUUUAGGUAAAGCAUCCACUUUAGAAAUCUCGACUCUUCACUUGGGAGGACUAUUUCAUCCCGAAGAAGAAAUACAAAUGACGUCAACUUUGCCAAAUUUUGUUGGAUAUUUACAAAAAUUUGUUUUUAAUGGUAUUAAAUAUAUAGAUCUGGCUAAGACCCUCGGAAUCGGAAGUUCCGAUGAAAACAAUAAUGUAUAUGAUACGUCCAAUAUAAUUUUUAAUGGAAAAUUUGUGAAGCCGGACUCUCUGAACGUUUAUAAGUCUGUGACUUUUAAAUCUAAACAUACUUACGUCGGUUUGCCGUUGCUAAAGGCAUAUGGGAAUACGUAUUUAGACUUUUACUUUCGGACGACUGAAAUGGAUGGUCUAUUAUUUUACAACGGAGGAAAGAAACAAGACUUUAUAGCUGUGGAACUAGUCAAUGGCCACAUACAUUGCGUGUUUAACUUAGGCGAUGGAGUGGUCACUAUGAAAGAUAAAUUGAAGAAUUUUUUGAACGACAACCGCUGGCACACGGUGUCGAUUCGUAGACCCACGCCAAAGGUACACACAUUGCAAGUUGAUGAGGACUUGGAACUGCAUACCACGAGUUCAACGUUAAUGUUGGAAUUAGACAGCGUGUUAUACGUAGGCGGUGUACCCAAGGAGCUGUACAGCGCGCUGCCGGUGGGAGUGCUGUCGCGGCAGGGCUUCGAAGGCUGCAUGGCCAGCCUCGACCUACCCGGAGAAUCGCCCUCGCUUAUAGAAGACGCGGUCGUGCCUAGUUCCUCUCUCGUCUCUGGAUGUGAGGGCCCAACAAAAUGCACACACAACGCGUGCGCGAAUAAAGGUGUGUGCGUGCAGCAGUGGAACACGUAUGUGUGUGAUUGCGAUCUCACCUCCUUCACGGGACCGACGUGUUAUGAUGAGUCGAUAGCAUACGAGUUCGGCCCGGGUCGGGGUGCACUAACACACACGCUGCCGCCACACGCGCGCGCCGACACUGAGGUGGAUCGCGUCGCUCUCGGCUUCCUCACCAGCAAACCAGAUGCAGUGUUACUGCGUAUCGAGUCCUCUAAUACACAGGAUUAUAUGCAGAUGGAGAUUAUCCGCGGCAACCUGUUCAUGGUGUACAACGUGGGUGGUGGUGAUCACCCACUGGGUGACGAGGCGGCGCGCGUCGACGACGGUGUCUACCACGUGGCCAGCUUCACACGUAAUGGUAGCCGCGCCGCGCUUCAGCUUGACAACUACGCCGUCAAUAUACGACAUCCGCAAAGCGGUCAACAAUCGACAAUAUUUAACAGCAUGUCGACAAUAACUGUUGGCGGGGGCCCUGGCGGAUCCAGAACAUUCAGCGGAGUUGUAGCUGGGCUGGUCGUCAACGGCGUCAGAGUACUGGACCUGGCCGCCGCUGGUGACCCCUCGGUUACAUUGAGAGGAGACGUGAGGAGGGCUCACACUCCACUGGACAGAGAUAUUAACAGAAUGCAGCAGACGCCGCCGUCAGGGUACGGUGGCGGCGCGCCAGACGAGCUGGUGUACUCUGGCGCGGGCUCGGGUUGCCGGGACGACGACGAGGACGCGUGCGCGGCGCCCGACCCGGCCGGCGACGACCUCAUCACGCCCGUCUAUGUGCCCGCCACCCGACGCCCGCCUACCAAACUACACAAGGGUGACCAAAGCGGAAAGCUGAUGAAGCCUUGUGAUGAUGAAGACUGCAUCGAAGGCUCAGGUUCCAAUGGUGAAGAUAUUACAGAGCCUGAACAUCCCACCACAAGUUCUGGAACAAGCAGCACUCACAGCCUCACAUCACCAGCCACUGCAAUAUCGACGGAGCACGUAGACAAGACACUGCCGGGAUCGACAACGGGGGGCACGCGAGGCACGGGGGGCACGGAGAGCACGGCCACCCCCGCGCCCACUGCACGAGACCACGACAACAUGCACGCGCCCACUGUCCACUCUACUACCACUGAUAGGAAGACCACGCCCACUGAUGAACACACUCACACUGGUCAUUUUACACCUACAAUGACUGGCCGACACACCCCUGAAACAACGCUUACAACGGAAGAUACCAACCAUAUACCAGAAUACGAAGACCGACGUGAGAACGAGAUAGAUAUACGCACGCCUAUUUACGAAGUGGGGAGCGAAAGAGACAGAGUGCCGGGGAGAAUACACCCGGAUUACAAUGGUUACGAGCACGAGAUUACUACCAAGUGGUACCACCCGAAAACUACUGACAGUAGGGUUGUCCCUCCGGAGUCAGAGUUCUUUGCCACAAUAGUUGGGAUAGUAGCGUCGGUGUUGAUCGCAAUAAUACUGAUAGUAAUCAUAGUGCUCAAGUACUAUGUGUUCAAGAUCGACAACUCAUAUAAAGUGACGGAAGACAAAAACUACCAGCAAGGCGCCAGCGCGGCUUUGCUCGGGAAUCAGCAAGCACACUCGAGCUAUCAAAGUGCAUCAAAUGGCAACGGCAGCGGGGGCGCGUCACGCAAUCUGCAGCCGUUGCCGCUCAGCCGCAGCGCCGCGCCCGCCGCCCCUCUACCCGCGCACCCAGUCAAGCGGGACGGCAUCAAGGAGUGGUACGUGUAAAUGGACCGUAUAUAGAACGACUUAAGAACAAUUUUCCUCUGCAUUUUGUGACAGCUUCGAGAUAAAUUAGAAGAGUCCUUUUCCAAUGAACUUUUAUUUUGUGAGAGCAUUUUUAAGAGUCAAACUGUCUAUUAUUUAAAGCUGUACUCUGUGUUAAGUCGUUCCAUGAGGCUUUGUAAAUAAAUUGUGGUGGUCAAACUGAUCUCAAAUUGAACUCUGUAUUUUUUCCGCUAUUUUGUAAUUUUUAUUACUCAAUUUUGUUGAUUAUCUUUCUUAUUGUUAUGUUUAUUAUGUUUGGGACUAAGGGAAGAAAAUGAUUGAAAAGCAAAACGAUAUAAGAAUGAUCUCGUUAGUAAAGGAACAUAUCAACAUGUAAUGGCUUGUAUCUGAUAAUAGCAUAUUUGCUUAACUAAAUUAAAUUUUAGUAUUUAUCUGUGAAAAUUUUGAUUCACUGUAUCAGUUAUGAUAUUUAAUUAGUUACUAUUUCCACCAUUACUUACACUGUGAGUUCUUUUGACUGUUUCAUGAUAAAAA
Molecule: messenger RNA, 5680 nt
Organism: Papilio xuthus (Asian swallowtail)
Lineage: Eukaryota; Metazoa; Arthropoda; Insecta; Lepidoptera; Papilionidae
Product: neurexin-1
Exons: 28
Coding region: 185-5146 (1653 amino acids)
Source: RefSeq, a predicted model, not a curated record